Messenger RNA from Pochonia chlamydosporia 170, 1977 nucleotides. Its product is annotated as F-box domain-containing protein. The transcript is spliced from 3 exons. Gene Ontology annotation, molecular function: protein binding. NCBI's taxonomy places the organism in Eukaryota, Fungi, Ascomycota, Sordariomycetes, Hypocreales, Clavicipitaceae. The record is from RefSeq and is a predicted model, not a curated record. The coding region runs from base 1 to 1977 and encodes 658 amino acids.
AUGGCUGGCUUCGCAGCGUCAAGAGGAAAACGUCCUGCGGAGCCAGCUGAUGAUUCUCAUCUAGAGACAAAUCUGGCCUCUAAUUCAUCAUCCCCAGCAUCGUCAUCACCUGUACCCUCCGCAUCUUCUCUCCAGCCAGCUCCAAAGCGUCAAGCUCCUUCACCAGCGCCUACUUCAGCCUCUUCGCAAAGCCAACUACGGUCAUCCGAAAGUCACAUCCACGACUUGCUGCCCAUUGUGCCAACUUCAGUUACCACGUCAUCUUCAAAUUACGGCCGCAUCAACGCAGAAAACGAAACCAACCUAGGACUUCUCAAAAGUGUACCGAAGGAGUCUGAGUCUUGGGCUUGGAAGAUGCAACCUACCUAUCUUGAUAUGGGACAUGAUAUCAUAAUGAUUUUGCAAGCACUUGUUGAUGGCAGUCUUACGCUAACUGGUAAUCGCAUCGCAGGCAAGCACUCGAUAUCAAAGGACGUAGUCGCUGGAUCCCUAAGUUCAAGACAUAAUUCCAAUUGGAGUGCAAACACACCCCUCCUUUUCAUGCUGCCUCCUGAAUUAAUCGACUGCGUCCUGUCGCACCUCUCUGCCACAGAUCUGCUCUCUGUCGCGGCCACUUGCCGGCAGCUUCACAAGCAAGCCGUGUCAGACUUCCAUUGGAUGCAUUGCAUUCAGCGAAAUGUACCAGGUCUGACACUGACCAACCCCGGGCCCUGUAAUAGCUUUCGGGAGCUUUACGCUGCGCAUGACCCAAUCUGGUUCCUGCCCAAGUACAAGAUAUGGUUCUGUGACAGGGAUCUAACGGGCAAGCUGAUUAUCGUGCGCUUUGACCCUAGGAGAGGGUGUAUUGAAGGGUACCAAUUGCUAGCAGUGAGCAACAGGAACACAUUCGAACACUGGCCAGCAGACAAUCAGGUUAUUAUUCAUGGAUUUGAGCCGCAGGUGAAGCUGCACCUCGACAAACCCGUCCUGCAGUUCGAUGUCCAAGACAGGCAGGAGGUCGGAGAUUUUGCUACCAGACCCGGCGCUAACCGCUUCGCUGCCGAGAGACCAAUGACACGCGGAAACCGUUCAGAUCCAAUGUUCAGCAACUUCUUGCUCACACGGCCGUUGGAGCCUGAAGUAGCGGAUGAGAAGCUCGCCGCUGACUACCCUUACGACAAUGUCUGGCCACCGCCAACUAUCCCAGCUCGCCACCACGUGUCUGGCGCAAGAUCCGGUCAAGCUGUGAUUGACCUGUCGCCGGAUGAUCGGCCUAGGUCUAGAGGGGAGGUCUCUGACCAGACCUUCCGUAUUCGGCAGUGGAUGCAAAUGCCAGGGACGCCGUCGCCGCCGAGCCUCAUUGGGGGACAAGCAGGCGGCUUUGCAGGCAUGGUGCAGGUUCUCAAUGGACUAAACGGCCAAGAAAACGUCAUACCAGUUGCCGGUGCUGCGGGUAUUCAUAUUGGAGAGGAAAUCAUCACAUACUCAACACUUGACCCGGUCCUGUACACGCCGACAGUCACGAAACCUUGGAGGGGUAUAUGGGUUGGGGAUUAUAGUGGUCAUGGUUGUGAAUUCCUGCUCAUCAAUCAGCCAGAUGAUCCUCCCAUCACUGAUGUUGAGCUUGGAUUGGUGCGAGAAGCCGAAGAGGCGGACGGGGCUUGGGAAAAAAGGAGACGGGAAGCCCACAUGUACCGUGGCCGCUUAGAAGCAAUAAAGCUGACCGGGGAUCCUAAUGUGCCGCGCGGCGAGUACACUUUUGUUGCUGAUGAUCUCGGCCCCGGAGGCUACGUAGGGAUAGCCACAGACCCCCCUUUCGCCGGAACCAGAGUGGUGAAGAGCAAAGGACAUGUUGCCGCAACUGGCUUCGUUCGAGAUAAAUAUAUUGAAAGUCAGCUCUUGCUCAUUGGACCAAAUCGCCUGGCUCAAUAUUGGGUUGGCUUUGGCCAUAUCAGCUUCUUCGAGCGGGUUCAAGUCGACAGCCUGAUUGUGCCAUAA